GCAAUUGUCCUCCACGCGGCUCUGUCCCCAGGUGGAAGGAUCAGUUCCGCAAAGGGGGCAGCGAGGUAUCUUUGGGCUAAAGAACUCAGCGCCCAGUGCUCCCGCUGAAGAUCUAAAGAGAAAGCCACUUUGCUGCCACCAUGCCUAACUUUUCUGGCAACUGGAAGAUCAUCCGAUCUGAAAACUUUGAGGAAUUGCUAAAAGCUCUGGGGGUGAAUGUGAUGCUGAGGAAGAUCGCAGUGGCUGCAGCGUCCAAGCCAGCUGUAGAAAUAAAGCAGGAGGGUGACACUUUCUACAUCAAAACUUCCACCACUGUGCGAACCACAGAGAUUAACUUCAAGAUUGGGGAGGAAUUUGAGGAGCAGACUGUGGAUGGGAGACCCUGUAAGAGUUUGGUAAAGUGGGAGAGUGAAAACAAAAUGGUGUGUGAGCAGAGACUUCUGAAGGGAGAGGGCCCCAAGACCUCCUGGACCAGAGAACUGACCAACGAUGGAGAGUUGAUCCUGACCAUGACAGCAGACGACAUUGUGUGCACCAGAGUCUAUGUUCGAGAGUGAGUGCCCAUUGAGUUCAAGAGCUUCCAGAGAUGCCAGAGACUUCUUCCCCUUCCACUAAAGGCCACUAACUUCCAUCCUGCAUCCAUCUUACAAGCUAGCUCUUCCCCUUACUCCCAAAGGUCACUACUUCCACCAGGGCCUUUUGUUCCUUGACCCCUCGGUUCCAGAGAUGGGCAGAUUACAAAAGCCCAGAAUCCCUUCCACCAUCAUUUGCCCUCCCCAGGUCAAAAGUGCCAGCUCCAUACCAGGGUCUCCCUGCCUGGAGGAGACGGUCUCUCUGGCCUCUACUCUUUUAUCCUUGUAGUCUGUGUGAUUUAGAAUAUUUAUUCGUUAAUUUUAUUAAAAUGUUUU
This is a messenger RNA of Psammomys obesus (fat sand rat), 908 nucleotides long. RefSeq names its product cellular retinoic acid binding protein 2 (gene Crabp2). NCBI's taxonomy places the organism in Eukaryota, Metazoa, Chordata, Mammalia, Rodentia, Muridae. Bases 141 to 557 code for a protein of 138 amino acids. The record is from RefSeq and is a predicted model, not a curated record. The transcript has 4 exons. Gene Ontology annotation, molecular function: fatty acid binding. Gene Ontology annotation, cellular component: nucleus; cytosol. Gene Ontology annotation, biological process: fatty acid transport.